This is a messenger RNA of Symbiodinium natans, 1032 nucleotides long. Lineage: Eukaryota; Dinophyceae; Suessiales; Symbiodiniaceae. The record is from the annotation of a GenBank genome assembly.
AUGUGCAUCUGCCAUGGCACGGCUUCAAGAAUGCUGCGAUGGCUUAGUCCCCUUGUGGCAGCUUCCUUCGCAGGCCAUUGCGGGGAAGGGCCGCGGCCACCGGUUGCCGAGACCCUGGUACGGGAGCUCUUUCGCGGAAUCGAUCCCAUGUUGGAGCCCGUUCCAGAUUUCAAGGAGGAGCGCAUCUACCCCGAGAUUACUGGCGUGACGGACGGAGACAUCGACAUGGUCCUGAUGUCCGCAGCCCAACCCGUGACCUUCUGGUUGGAGCUGGGCUCAUUGGAGGGCGGAUCUGCCAUCGUCACCGCGCGGCGCGUGGCUGCGCAUGGCUUGAACGUGUCGGUCAUAGCAGCCGACACGUUCUUGGCCGACGUGAACUUCCUCUGGACACGGCCAGAGAGUGAGAAGCAGAAGUUCAUACGCAGAGACGGAAGCGUGUUCCUCUACGACCGCUUCCGGGCGAACAUCCGAAGCGCCGAUCUGCACAGGUGCGUGCUGCCCAUGCUGGCCACGUCGGUGUCGGCGCUGAAGCUCGUUGCCACCCUGGCCCGUCAGCAGGUUCUCCCGCUGCCGCAGGUCAUCUACCUGGAUUCCGGCCACCAUGAGGGGGAGGUCUUGUUGGAACUACGCCUCGCUUGGCAAGCGCUUGCGCCGGGCGGCAUUCUGUUUGGCGACGACUGGUCUUUCCCAGACGUCCACCAGGAUGUGCUGGAAUUCGCCACGGAGGUUGAGGCUGACUUGGACGAUCAGCUGGGGGCGCAGGUCCAAGAUCGCGGCUUGCACACCAUGAGUCGGGUGGCGCCCGGCGUGUUUGUGUCCUACCAGAGCCUCAGCUACCAGUGGUUCAUGCGAAAGAGUUUCGCAGCCACGGGUACGAAGGCAGCGAAGGCCAAGGCCCGCGUGAAGGGCGGCGCCCACUGCUGGACGUCGGGCUUUGGACCCGAGCGGUGCUGCAACGAAGCGAAGCACGGACCAGGUGGCAACAAAGAGUGCUGGGACCUGGUCUAUACCUUUGAGAAGUGCUGCACAUAG